UGAUCAAUAUGCAUACUUAUGUUUGGUGAUGCUUUGACUCAACACUCACCAAAUUCUUUCCAGUGCACCUCCGAUCGACUCUAUUUCGACGUUGUCACCAUCGGCCUCAACAGCGAGCUCGGCGUUUCUCAGCAGUUUGCUUCCUUUGCUUUAAAAUCGAUCUCAUGCUUCCAUAACUUUGAAAUCGUGGUCGAUUGCUGUCAUCUGGUGUUAUCCGAUAUUCAUCGAUAAACCCACAGAAUAACUUCUUUAAGGUGUCCCUCUCCGUAAAUUCCAUGACCCAAUCACUCAUACAACCUGCAAGUUGCAGCAUGUUUGAAGAUGAUGAAGACUCUCUCUUUGGCUCGCCGCCUCCAUCUCCAGCUAGAGGUAGGUCACCGGCGUUUCCCGCUCAAGCAGCCCAAGAGAGGGGCGCAGGCAUAACACAAAAUGUGGGGGCCAUUGCACUUCCUGGUUCCCAUAUGUCAUGUUCUGAACUACCAGCCGACCUAUUAGCCUUGCCGUUCGGCAGCUUUAACACUCGCGAGCCUCCUCCCUCGCAUGCGCUGCCAGUGAAAAGCACCUUGCAAGCGCCGCAAUCGCCUCGUGUUGCCUCAUCGGUACCUUUUUCGACAUCUCGCCCCUCUUCGAGGGCCACGGGAAAACGCAAAACAACGAAAUCACAAUCAGCAACACCCCGUCCUGCACCCCCGCCUAUACCGUUCCCUGGCCCAGAUGAACCACUACCUUCCAAUUUUUUGCGCAACCAGGAAGCGUUAUUAGGCAUAGCUGGCCUCGUCGGAAACGUGAAGCCAACCAGCCUUCCACAACAAACAAUCCGCGGGUCUACGCCUUCUAACCCCAUCAUUAUUGAGGAAUCUGAUCCGACGCGCCUGCCUCAUGUCGAUCCUAGUCAGCUCACCUCCCUCAUCAGACAGAAAACUAUAUUUCCCGUGUUAUCAAGCAUCAUGAAACUCCUGGGCAACUCUCCAGCUGCGUCCACCCAGCCACUUUUCACCAAUGAUUGCCCAUCUUCGCGCCAAUGCAGUGAGCCCGCAACGACUGCUCCACCCCCACUGAAACGACGCAAACUCACAAGCGUCCCUGCUGGUGCAGUGGAGUGGGAUGUGCCUUACCCAUUUCCUGAAGGUGAGGGCCCUAAGGCAUAUCACGCUACAUGGGAGCGGGAGCGUGCGAGGCAUCUAAUUACGCAGCUUGUGGAGUCGAUCAAGGCUGCUUUCGAGUCAUCUCCGCUUGAUGAUGAUCAGGUUCCACCAUCUUCUUCGCAGUCAUCCAUGCGCACCUCUGAACCCUCCAGGCACACGUCAUCACCAUCUCCUGUAUCACCUACAACUACCAAUACCUUUCAGCAUAUAAUUCCGGACUGCACCAUUGAUCCUGCACUUCUUGCUAUUUCCGUUCCACCAUCAGUCACAUACAAUGCAUCUUCCCCGGUUCCCGCACUCGUUCAUUCUCCGAUCACAUCUACCGAAUCGUCUGAUGGGGCUCUCACCCCGCCUGCAUAUAAUGACCAAGAUUCAGUGGCUGCUGCCAAAAUGUUAUUGCAGUUCGCUACAAGACCUGUUGUACCUUCGCCUGCUCCCUCACACAUAGACAUUUCGCCGGCAGUACUCACGUCAUAUCCUCAAACUACCCCAUCAUGUUUCUCGCCAUUGACGCACCUGCAGUCAGUCUCUCCUCAAAUAUCUCGCUCGCCGUCGGUUCAAUCUAUGCACAAACCGACUCCUUCCGUUCCUCGUCGCGCCGGCUUCAAGGCGGCUCAUAAAGAAGACAUUCUCCACCGCGCACGGGAACGUCGCCGACAGAUCGUUGGAGAGAUCGAGCGGGCAAAGGUUGAGUUAUGGGAGACGAGUAUUGAGGGAGGGGUGUUGGGGCAUCUCAUGAAGGAUCCAACACUAUCUUGACACGUUUACUUACGAGAUUCGACGUGUAUUGCAUGCAGUAGUAGCUCAACCCGUUCCCAGAGCCAUGCAUUCACUGUCUUAAUGUCAUACAAUGACUCGCCUUCGGUCGGCUUUUGUACGAUACACUGUGUUCACGGUAGUGAGAUGCGAGUGAUGUCAAUUGAGUUAUGUGAAUAGAUACAUGAUCGUCACAGUAGCAAGUUGGGAAAUACAAUAUUAGCACAUUCUUGUCUUUCGUUUGCAUCUGCAAAUAGACACAAUGUAUCUCUUCGCGUUCUCACUCUCGACAAUGCUGUAUACAAUUGACCGUUGAGCAAAAGGAUCCGUUCGCAAGUCGAGCACCGUUCUUCCUAGCGUCAGUCCUUGACAACCAUUAAAAGUAGUUGCAUAUGCGAGUCAUAGAG
Molecule: messenger RNA, 2308 nt
Organism: Suillus subalutaceus
Lineage: Eukaryota; Fungi; Basidiomycota; Agaricomycetes; Boletales; Suillaceae
Exons: 3
Coding region: 276-1904 (542 amino acids)
Source: RefSeq, a predicted model, not a curated record